This is a messenger RNA of Gossypium arboreum, 372 nucleotides long. RefSeq lists its product as uncharacterized. Bases 1 to 372 code for a protein of 123 amino acids. The record is from RefSeq and is a predicted model, not a curated record. Lineage: Eukaryota; Viridiplantae; Streptophyta; Magnoliopsida; Malvales; Malvaceae. The transcript is spliced from 2 exons.
AUGAAACGUAUUGGGCCAGUCGCUUAUCAGUUAGAGUUACUUUCGGAGUCAGAGCGUAUUCAUGAUGUGUUCCACGUCUCUAUGUUGAGGCAGUAUCUGUCUGAUCCAUCUCAAAUAGUAUCAGUUGAGGAGAUUGAGGUAAGACCAGAUUUGAAUUUGGAGGAUGAGUCAUUUCAGAUUUUGGAUCAUGAGGUUAAAGUCUUGAAGAGGAAGACUAUACCAUUAGUUAAGGUUCUAUGGAAAAAUCAUUGUACAGAGGAAGCCACUUGGGAACCUGAGGACUCGCUACGACAACAAUACCCACGUUUGUUUGAGUCAUUGGUUAAGUGCCUUGGAUAUGUGUUUGAGGUCUUGUAUCUGAGCAUAAUCUAA